Molecule: messenger RNA, 7413 nt
Organism: Sitodiplosis mosellana (orange wheat blossom midge)
Lineage: Eukaryota; Metazoa; Arthropoda; Insecta; Diptera; Cecidomyiidae
Gene: Mhc
Product: myosin heavy chain, muscle
Exons: 18
Coding region: 826-6720 (1964 amino acids)
Cellular component (GO): myosin complex
Molecular function (GO): cytoskeletal motor activity; ATP binding; actin filament binding
Source: RefSeq, a predicted model, not a curated record
GAAGUGUGUCAGUGUACAAUUAUGUGGCACUUUUUUUUUUAAAUAGUUUGAUAAAGUGAAUUUAAAAUUUUUCCAUCGAUUAAAAUCGUCCGAACUUCAAUUUCUGCGAAAAUUUUCAUUCAAAUCUUCAUUCGAGUACAACUUUGAAACCACAAAAUUCAACUUGCUUUUCGAGUAUCUUCUUAUUUGAAAAAAAAAGUUUUCUGAAUUCGUUUAAUAUUUCCUUUCGACUUCUUUCGAACAACCUAAAAAGUUAAUUGAUCUUUUAUUGUGCAAGCACACUUGUUCAAUUUAUGUGAUAAUUGUGGAAAACUUUUCGUCAGACUCAUCAGUUGCAACUACAUUACAAUUUUGAAAUAAUAAGCCGACGAGUGAAAAUGUGUUUGAAAAUAAUACAUACAAAACCGAGCCACGGAGCAUAAAUAAAACACGAAAAAAAUAUCUCGUUUAAAUGGUUGUUUUCGAGCGUAGAAAAAAAAACAAAUUCCUCGAUCAUUUCAUGGCUGUUCGGUUUUCAACGGGACCAACCUACUUUCAUACCAUUUCAGACACAUUGCUUGCGUUACUGAUCUCUCGCCGAAUGUGUUACGUAAACAUAAAAAUAGCUCACUUUUUCAUAACAAGUGACUCAUAGACGUUCACGCAACCACACAUGAAUAUUUUUCGUAUUCGAUUCGCAUUUUGCUGUUUUCGGUUUGCACAUUAAUUUUUUGGAGGCGAUUGGGCUCAAACUGGAUUAACGAAAUACAAAAUUAUUCUUUUUAAAAGAAAAACGCACACGUGUCUUUAGUUUUUUUUGUUCUGUGUAUCGUGAAAUAAUCGAAGAUGGGAAAGCCACCACCAAAUCAAGAAAAUGAAGAUCCAACCCCAUACCUUUUCGUUUCUCUCGAACAAAAGCGUAUCGAUCAAUCGAAACCUUACGAUUCGAAGAAAGCAUGCUGGGUGCCAGAUGAGAAAGAGGGUUACGUCUUAGGUGAGAUCAAGGCCACCAAGGGUGACAUCGUUUCCGUCGGGGUUCCAGGUGGAGAGACCAAAGAUUUCAAGAAAGAUUUGGUCACACAAGUCAAUCCACCAAAAUAUGAGAAGGCAGAAGAUAUGUCUAACUUGACUUAUCUUAACGAUGCUUCUGUCCUUCACAAUUUGAAGCAACGUUACUACCAUAAACUGAUCUACACUUACUCCGGUCUUUUCUGCGUUGCUAUCAAUCCAUACAAACGCUACCCAGUCUAUACCAACCGUUGUGCUAAGAUGUACCGUGGUAAGCGUCGUAAUGAAGUACCACCCCAUAUUUUUGCCAUCUCUGAUGGUGCCUACGUCAACAUGUUGACCAACCAUGAAAAUCAAUCCAUGUUGAUUACUGGUGAAUCUGGUGCCGGUAAAACUGAAAACACGAAGAAGGUCAUUGCCUACUUUGCCACCGUUGGUGCAUCGCAAAAGAAGGAUGCUGCCGCCGAAAAGAAGGGCUCAUUGGAAGAUCAAGUCGUCCAAACCAAUCCGGUACUUGAAGCCUUCGGUAACGCCAAGACCGUCCGUAACGAUAACUCAUCUCGUUUCGGUAAAUUCAUUCGUAUUCACUUCGGUCCAUCUGGUAAAUUGGCUGGUGCUGAUAUUGAAACCUACUUGUUGGAAAAAGCUCGUGUCAUCUCACAACAAUCGUUGGAACGUUCAUAUCACAUCUUCUACCAAAUCAUGUCUGGUUCAGUUCCUGGAGUUAAAGCCAUGUGCUCUUUGUCUGAAAAUAUCUACGAUUACUAUAAUGUGUCUCAAGGCAAAAUCACUAUUCCAAGUAUGGAUGAUGGUGAAGAAUUUACGCUCACCGACCAAGCCUUCGACAUCUUGGGCUUCACCAAGGAAGAAAAGGAGAAUGUCUACAGGAUCACUGCCGCUGUCAUGCACAUGGGUGGCAUGAAGUUCAAGCAACGUGGUCGCGAAGAACAAGCCGAAGCUGAUGGUAUGGAAGAGGGUGAACGUGUCGCCAAAUUGUUGGGCUGUGACGUCCAAGAAUUGUACAAGAACUUGUUGAAACCACGUAUCAAGGUCGGUAACGAGUUCGUCACCCAAGGUCGUAACAAGGAUCAAGUCGCCAACUCAAUCGGUGCCUUGUGCAAAGGUACAUUCGAUCGUUUGUUCAAAUGGUUGGUCAAGAAGUGUAACGAAACAUUGGACACCAAACAAAAGCGUCAACACUUCAUCGGUGUGUUGGAUAUUGCUGGUUUCGAAAUUUUCGAAUACAAUGGUUUUGAACAACUUUGUAUCAACUUUACCAAUGAAAAAUUGCAACAAUUUUUCAACCAUGUUAUGUUCGUUCUUGAACAAGAAGAAUACACAAAGGAAGGUAUUCAUUGGGAAUUCAUUGAUUUCGGUUUGGAUUUGUUGGCCUGCAUUGAGCUCAUUGAAAAGCCAAUGGGUAUCUUGUCAAUUCUUGAAGAAGAAUCUAUGUUCCCGAAAGCCACCGAUCAAACCUUCGCUGAAAAAUUGACCACCAACCAUUUGGGCAAAUCGGCUCCAUUCCGUAAAGCCCCACCAGCAAAGGCUGGCCAACAACAAGCCCACUUUGCUAUUGCCCAUUACGCCGGUACUGUGCCAUACAACAUCACCGGUUGGUUGGAAAAGAACAAGGAUCCAUUGAACGACACCGUUGUCGAUCAAUUCAAGAAAUCAGCAAACAAAUUGUUGAUUGAGAUCUUCGCCGCUGAUGCCGGUCAAUCUGGUGGUGGUGGCGGUGACGCUAAAGGUGGUCGUGGUAAGAAGGGUGGUGGCUUCGCUACCGUCUCAUCAUCAUACCGUGAACAAUUGAACAACUUGAUGGCCACAUUGCGUGCCACUCAACCUCAUUUCGUCCGUUGUAUUAUUCCAAAUGAAAUGAAACAACCGGGAGUCAUCGACUCACACUUGGUCAUGCAUCAAUUGACCUGUAACGGUGUGUUGGAAGGUAUCCGUAUUUGCCGUAAAGGUUUCCCCAACAGAAUGGUCUACCCAGAUUUCAAACUCCGUUAUAUGAUCAUUGCACCGGCUAUCAUGACCAGUGAAAAAGAUCAAAAGAAAGCCGCACAGAAAUGUUUUGAUUCGGUGGGAUUGGAUCCAGACAUGUACCGUAUUGGUCAUACAAAGGUGUUCUUCCGUGCUGGUGUCUUGGGUCAAAUGGAAGAAUUCCGUGACGAACGUCUCGGCAAGAUCAUGUCAUGGAUGCAAGCCUGGAUCCGUGGUUACUUGUCACGUAAAGAAUACAAGAAGAUCCAAGAACAACGUAUCGCCCUCCAAAUUGUCCAACGUAACUUGCGCAAAUACAUGCAAUUGCGUACCUGGCCAUGGUGGAAAUUGUGGCAAAAGGUCAAGCCUUUGCUCAAUGUUACACGUGUUGAAGACGAAAUUGCUAAAUUGGAAGAGAAAGCCCGUAAAGCCGAAGAAGCUCUUGAAGCCGAAACCAAAGUACGCAAAGAUUUGGAAGGUCUUAACUCAAAAUUGUUAGCCGAAAAAACUGCCCUUUUGGAUUCAUUGGCUGGCGAGAAGGGAUCAUUGCAAGAAUACCAAGAGAAAUCAGCUAAAUUGCAAGCCCAAAAGAACGAUCUCGAUAAUCAACUUCGUGACACCCAAGACCGUUUGUCACAAGAAGAAGAUGCCCGCAACCAAUUGUUCCAACAAAAGAAGAAAUUGGAACAAGAAUGCAGUGGAUUGAAGAAGGAUAUCGAAGAUUUGGAACUCAGCGUCCAGAAGAUCGAUCAAGAUAAGGCCACCAAAGAUCAUCAAAUUCGUAACUUGAACGAUGAAAUCGCCCAUCAAGACGAGCUUAUCAACAAAUUGAACAAAGAAAAGAAAUUACAAGGUGAAACCAACCAAAAGACCGGUGAAGAAUUGCAAGCUGCCGAAGAUAAGAUCAACCACUUGAACAAAGUGAAAGCCAAGCUCGAACAAACCUUGGACGAACUUGAAGACUCAUUGGAACGUGAGAAGAAAUUGCGCGGUGAUGUCGAGAAGGCCAAACGCAAGGUUGAAGGUGACUUGAAAUUGACCCAAGAAGCCGUCGCCGAUUUGGAACGCAACAAGAAGGAACUCGAACAAGCCAUCGCCCGUAAAGACAAGGAAUUGUCAUCACUCACCGCCAAAUUGGAAGAUGAACAAUCCGUUGUUAGCAAGAGCCAAAAACAAAUCAAGGAAUUGCAAUCACGCAUCGAAGAACUCGAAGAAGAAGUCGAAGCCGAACGUCAAGCUCGUGCCAAGGCUGAGAAACAACGUGCCGAUUUGGCCCGUGAACUCGAAGAAUUGGGUGAACGUCUUGAAGAAGCCGGUGGCGCCACAUCCGCGCAAAUCGAACUCAACAAGAAACGUGAAGCCGAACUCAGCAAACUCCGUCGCGAUUUGGAAGAAGCUAACAUUCAACAUGAAGGUACAUUGGCCAAUCUCCGCAAGAAGCACAAUGACGCUGUUGCUGAAAUGGCCGAACAAGUCGAUCAACUCAACAAAUUGAAGGCUAAGGCUGAAAAGGAAAAGUCCCAAUACUUCGGUGAAUUGACUGAUCUUCGUGGAAGCGUUGACCAUCUUGCCAACGAAAAGGCUGCCCAAGAAAAGAUCGCCAAGCAACUCCAACACACCUUGAACGAAGUACAAAGCAAACUCGACGAAACCAACCGCACUCUCAACGACUUCGAUGCCCAAAAGAAGAAGCUCUCAAUUGAAAACUCCGACCUCCUUCGUCAACUCGAAGAAGCCGAAUCACAAGUUUCGCAAUUGUCGAAGAUCAAGAUUUCACUCACUACCCAACUUGAAGACACCAAACGUUUGGCCGAUGAAGAAUCACGCGAACGUGCCACUUUGUUGGGCAAAUUCCGUAACUUGGAACACGACUUGGACAACCUCCGUGAACAAGUUGAAGAAGAAGGUGAAGGCAAAGCUGAUUUGCAACGUCAACUCAGCAAGGCUAACGCUGAAGCUCAAGUCUGGCGCACCAAAUACGAAUCGGACGGUGUUGCCCGUUCAGAAGAAUUGGAAGAAGCCAAGAGAAAGUUGCAAGCUCGUUUGGCUGAAGCUGAAGAAACCAUCGAAUCACUCAACCAAAAAUGCAUCGCUUUGGAAAAGACCAAGCAACGUUUGUCAACCGAAGUCGAAGACUUGCAAUUGGAAGUCGACCGUGCCAAUGCCAUUGCCAACGCUGCCGAAAAGAGACAAAAGGCAUUCGACAAAAUCAUUGCCGAAUGGAAACUCAAGGUCGACGAUUUGGCUGCUGAACUUGAUGCAUCACAGAAGGAAUGCCGCAACUACUCAACCGAAUUGUUCCGUCUUAAGGGCGCCUACGAAGAGGGACAAGAACAAUUGGAAGCUGUCCGUCGUGAGAACAAGAAUCUCGCCGAUGAAGUUAAGGACCUUCUUGACCAAAUUGGUGAAGGUGGCCGCAACAUCCAUGAAAUCGAAAAGGCACGCAAACGCUUGGAAGCCGAAAAAGAUGAACUCCAAGCCGCUCUUGAAGAGGCUGAAGCCGCUUUGGAACAAGAAGAGAACAAAGUAUUACGUGCACAACUUGAGUUGUCGCAAGUACGUCAAGAAAUCGACCGUCGCAUCCAAGAGAAAGAAGAAGAAUUCGAAAACACACGCAAGAACCACCAACGUGCCCUCGACUCAAUGCAAGCUUCACUCGAAGCCGAAGCCAAAGGAAAGGCUGAGGCAUUGCGCAUGAAGAAGAAGUUGGAAGCCGACAUCAACGAACUCGAAAUCGCUUUGGACCACGCCAACAAGGCCAACGCUGAAGCCCAAAAGAACAUCAAACGCUACCAACAACAACUUAAAGACUUGCAAACCGCAUUGGAAGAAGAACAACGUGCCCGCGACGAUGCUCGUGAACAACUUGGCAUCUCAGAACGUCGUGCCAACGCCCUUCAAAACGAACUUGAAGAAUCACGUACAUUGCUCGAACAAGCCGACCGUGGACGUCGUCAAGCCGAACAAGAAUUGGGAGAUGCUCACGAACAACUCAACGAAAUCUCCGCCCAAAACGCUUCGAUUUCAGCUGCCAAACGCAAGUUGGAAUCAGAACUUCAAACAUUGCAUUCAGAUUUGGAUGAAUUGUUGAACGAAGCCAAGAACUCCGAAGAAAAGGCCAAGAAGGCUAUGGUUGAUGCUGCCCGUCUUGCCGAUGAACUCCGUGCCGAACAAGACCAUGCACAAACACAAGAGAAAUUGCGCAAGGCCCUUGAACAACAAAUCAAGGAAUUGCAAGUUCGUUUGGAUGAAGCCGAAGCUAACGCCCUUAAAGGUGGUAAGAAGGCAAUCCAAAAAUUGGAACAACGUGUCCGUGAACUCGAAAACGAAUUGGACGGUGAACAACGACGACAUGCCGAUGCUCAAAAGAAUCUCCGCAAAUCAGAACGUCGCAUCAAGGAAUUGACCUUCCAAUCAGAAGAGGACCGUAAGAACCAUGAACGUAUGCAAGACUUGGUCGACAAACUUCAACAAAAGAUCAAGACAUACAAGAGACAAAUCGAAGAAGCCGAAGAAAUUGCCGCUCUCAACUUGGCCAAAUUCCGCAAAGCCCAACAAGAACUCGAAGAAGCUGAAGAGCGCGCUGACUUGGCUGAACAAGCCAUCAGUAAAUUCCGUGCUAAGGGACGAGGUGGUUCAAUGGCACGUGGUGGUAGCCCAGGCCCACGAGCACAAUCUGUACGACCAGAUGGAUUUGGCACCUUCCCACCAAGAUUCGACCUUGCUCCAGAAAACGAUUUCUUCGCUUAAACUAAUAACUAUUUUAUAAAAUAAACCAACAAAAAAAAACAACAACUUCAUAUAUGCAGAAAUAAAAAGAAAAUUGAUACACACAUGAAAGAACAAAAAAAAACUAGAGACACAAACCAGCACCGUUCAAUCACAACGACUCGGGCCGAACAUCGAAACGAGCUGCAUACGUCAAGCGUCCCGAUAUAAUCUAAUUUUUACUUUUUAAAAUCGAAAUUUUUAUGUUUUUUUCAUCAUUUCUAAUAUACAAGCCAACAUACAACAAUAAUAAAAAAAGGAAUAAUGCCGACACACAUAUUUUUAUCAUUCGCAUCAAAAGUAUAGAAUGGAUUCAAUUGAUUUGGUAUCUUUAUCUAUCUUUCUUUACACCAAGAAUAAAAAUACACAUCGAUGAAAUAUAAUUUUAUAAUUUUAAAAAGAAAAAAAAAACAAUUGUAUUUAGUUUUCAAAACGAAUAAUACACGCGUUUUGCUAUCGAUUAGCUUGAUUUUGAUCGGAUUUCGAUUUUUUUUUUCUAUCCAACACAAAAUCUAAAGACACAAGUGCAACAAAAUCGCAGAACAAAUGAAGCCCAAACAUCAACACCACGGAACCGAUCUAGAUCGCUAUUCGAUUGACAGAAUAAUAUAAUCCAUUUAUAUGUGUGACACUUGAGAAAAUAAAAAAAAUAUUUAAUUUACAAGAAAAAAAAAA